Molecule: messenger RNA, 1156 nt
Organism: Hevea brasiliensis (rubber tree)
Lineage: Eukaryota; Viridiplantae; Streptophyta; Magnoliopsida; Malpighiales; Euphorbiaceae
Product: glycine-rich protein 2
Exons: 1
Coding region: 252-857 (201 amino acids)
Molecular function (GO): nucleic acid binding; zinc ion binding
Source: RefSeq, a predicted model, not a curated record
ACUAAAAUAAAAAAAGAUUAUUAAGACGGAUCGGUCAAACCACUCGCGGAUAAACCAGCAAACGCUUAUUACUAACCGUAGGAUAGCAACCAAAAGCCGUUGAUACCGUCCGAUGCCCACACGUCUUGUCCGCGCCCUAACAAACUCAAACAGACUAAAACCCCAAAACGCAGACGCUACUUCAGCACAAUCCGACCUCAGUAACAAGCCGACGAGCUUGCAUAAACUUCUAGAUUCUUCUAGAAGAUUCCAUGGCGGAAGGUAAGAGAUCCACUGGCUCCGUCAAGUGGUUUAGUGCGCAGAAAGGUUUCGGCUUCAUUGCUCCCGAUGACGGCGGCGAGGAUCUAUUUGUUCACCAGACCUCCAUCCAAUCCGAUGGCUUUAGGACACUGUCCGAGGGCCAACCCGUUGAGUUCUCCAUCGAUUUCGGAGAGGAUGGCCGUACCAAGGCGGUCGACGUCGUUGGUGUCUCCAGAUCUCGCCGUGCCCCUCGUGGCGGCCGCGGUGGGGGAGGCGGAAGAGGAUUCUAUGGCGGGAGAGGGAGAGGUGGUGGUGGGGGAGGAUAUAAUAGUGGUCGAGGCGAUGGUGGUUAUGGGAGAGGUGGGAGGGGUGGCCGGUCAGGCGGUGGCUCUGGAUAUAAUACCGGUGGUGGCAGCGGCGGUGCGUGUUAUAACUGUGGGAGAUAUGGUCAUUUAGCGAGAGAUUGUUAUCAAAGCGGCUGGGGUGGUGGAAGGAGUAGCAGAUACGGUGGAGGGAGCGGCGGCGGUGGAUACUCCGGUGGUGGACGUGGGGCAUGUUAUAAUUGCGGUGAGGAAGGGCAUUUUGCAAGAGAUUGCCCUAAUGCUGAUCAAAACUGAAACAAUGUGGGUGUUUCUCUCAAUGAAGGUGCUCCGGUAAUUAAUUCUUUGUGGAUUGUUGCAUUUUCGAGGUUUGUUGAUUGUUUUUCAAGGGACGGAAUUAGCAGAGGAGAUGGAGCAGAACCACUUCUGCAGCCAUUGCCACUUUAUUUCUUCCUCAUUAGGUUUUUUGGGUAAUUUUGGUAAUUGUUUGCUUAAGAUAUAGAUUUAUUCCUUUCUUUUUUUUCCCUCAGUUAUUUGUUUAACAUGAUGAAAUUGAUCCAUUUACAUGUUCUAUAUGAAAUUAUUGAUUUUGCCAA